Messenger RNA from Puntigrus tetrazona (Sumatra barb), 839 nucleotides. RefSeq names its product potassium channel subfamily K member 17-like. Gene Ontology annotation, cellular component: membrane. Gene Ontology annotation, molecular function: potassium ion leak channel activity. The record is from RefSeq and is a predicted model, not a curated record. NCBI's taxonomy places the organism in Eukaryota, Metazoa, Chordata, Actinopteri, Cypriniformes, Cyprinidae. Gene Ontology annotation, biological process: potassium ion transmembrane transport; stabilization of membrane potential.
AAGGAUGGAACACUUAACAUAUUGAAUUUGACAGUCCAGUUUAUUGUGUAGCAUCUAUUCAGAUGAGUUUUCAUCUUUUUACAGGCUAUGGGAAUAUAAUUCCAUUGACGACAGCUGGUCAAAUCUUCUGUGUUUUGUUUGCGCUUUUUGGUGUUCCCCUGAAUGUAGUGAUCCUAAAUAGAGUUGGAAAAUACAUGUUGGCAAUUGAAAGGAUUUGCAAUUUUCUGGAGAAAAAAAUUGAUAGAGGGAAAUGUGUACGAAUAUCCAUUCACAGUAUAUCUUUUGUGAGCUCAGCAUUUUUGUACUUUGUGGUUCCUAUGCUGCUUUUUAAAGAGUAUGAGGGAUGGAGUUACGCUGAAGCCAUUUAUUACUGCUUCAUAACACUCAGCACUAUUGGAUUUGGAGAUUAUGUUGCAGAUCACAAUCCAGAAAUAAACUACCCAGAGUGGUACAGUUGUUUGAUGGCAGUCUGGAUAUUCUUUGGACUGGCUUGGCUUGCUCUUCUCGUCAAUCACUCCAUUGAAUUACUGGAGAGCCUGAAUGCAUACAUGAGAGGAAGGCAGAAUGCACAAACACAAGUGGAGGAGUCCAAAGAACAGCCAGAUAAAGGACUAAAAGGGGAAGAAACAUGAAACAUGAAAAAUGAAUUUAACAGUGGUAUGAAAAACAGGAUAAUGUCUGGUGUAUGAAUAAUGCUUUAUCUACUCAUCAUUAAACAAUAUAUUUAAUUAUUAACUUAAAUACUUAAUAUUUAAAGAAACCUUCAAAUUUAUUGAUAAAAUUCAAAGCUUCUAAAACUGAGCUAAAUGUUUUGAUUAUGUUUUGAUUUGACAAUGAAA